Messenger RNA from Solea solea (common sole), 8052 nucleotides. RefSeq lists its product as uncharacterized. Gene Ontology annotation, molecular function: DNA binding; DNA-binding transcription factor activity, RNA polymerase II-specific. Gene Ontology annotation, cellular component: nucleus. Gene Ontology annotation, biological process: regulation of transcription by RNA polymerase II. The transcript is spliced from 10 exons. Lineage: Eukaryota; Metazoa; Chordata; Actinopteri; Pleuronectiformes; Soleidae. The record is from RefSeq and is a predicted model, not a curated record. Bases 124 to 6819 code for a protein of 2231 amino acids.
UGGGAAGAAGCGAGCCCCUUCACGUUCGCAGCGCCCAAUCAGCGCUGUCAAAGCGACUGGUUGACGGUGGAGAUGUAUGUGUUGUGUGGUAGCUGCUGCUACGCGCAAGCCUAGACAGGCAGUAUGGCGGAGGAGGGCAGUGAGUUCGAGAUAGAGGGUCUAGAAACACAGUUACAGAGUUUAUUAAGCCGAUAUUCAAGUGAUGACCUGCGAAACGAGAGUAAACCAUUCUGCGCCGACUUUAGCAAGCUGGUGGAGGAGUUCACCUCUCGCUGGCAGGUGCCACUGCCUCAGCUCAGGAUCCUUGAGACAUCUCUCUGCUACUUUGCUCGAGCUUCCACCUUCUUCACAUUAAACUGUGAUCAUGUGCUCCACACACUCAGUAGUCUGGCCUUGAGUGUUUUUGAGUUGCUGCUGUUCUUUGACCAGAAGGACUUCUACCAGGAGCCACUGCAAAGCUUCACUGUUACAUUCCAGGAAUGUUGUUUGGUCCUUGCGAGGCAUCAGAAUGUUCACUUGCUUCAGGUGGCGCGUAUGGUCCAGGACAAUGGGCCGUGGGCCAGUCAGGUCUUGCAGGCAAUCCUCAGUGAGUCCAGUUUACCUCAGAAUGAAGUGGAUGAGUGCAUCAGCUCGGAGCUGCCAGUGUUCUUCGAGCUCCGUGUGCGCUACCUUUUGUCCUGUGAACGCGUCAGUGGAGCCAUGGCCCUGGCUCAGUUUUGUGCCCGUCAUCCCACAGCAGGACAACACUCAUUCUUCCUCCAAAUCUACCUCACGUGGCUUUACAAAACUUCACAGCAUGACCGCCUACGAAAUGAGGUGGAUGAUAUAAACGGUAAAGAUGCAGUUCACAUCAUCUGUAAUUUGGAGUGUGAAGAAAAGGACAACCUGCUUCUCGCCCUCAGCAGAGCCUUUCUCUCCCAGCAGCUCAGCAGGGGAGACAUGUACUACUUGUGUGAUCUUGUCUUCAUAUGGAGCAAACUUCAUUGUCGGUUGAAUACAUCCAAGCAAGCUCUACUUGAGGAGAUUCGUCAGGUCAUGCUGUCCGCCACCAAUGUUAACUCAAUCUUUCCAUUCAUCAGGGCCGUACUGCAAGAGCUGGGUGAAGAUGGUAAGCAGUUCUGUGUGGAGCUUUGUGCUAAUGCCCUGGAGUCAUGCCUUCCCUGUGAUGUCAUCACCAAGUCCCUCAUCUACAAAACCAUUGCUGGACUGCUUCCCAACGACCUGGAGGUUUGCAGAUUAUGUGCCCUUCUCGUCUUCUUCCUGGAACGCACAGUUGAAGCCUACAAGAUGGUCUAUCUUCUCUACAUGCAUCCUGAUCAGGAAUACCACGUGGAAUACAGCCUCAUUGGAAACAAUGUUCGCUUUGAAUUGUUGCGGAUCUUGAAGAAAGACCUCUACUUUGACCCAGAGUUUUUGAACCUCAUUGCUUUGCGGACCAAUUGUUUGAAGUUAAUGAGUGAGAAGGUGGUUGGUGCUGCCCUUGAAGAGAUCAUGGAGGACAAAUGGAUCCCAAGCUAUUGCACCAAAGAGCCUACUUUUCAGUCAAGCAGAUCAUUAUGUCAGAAAGGAAGUCAAGAGGAAAUUCAGGCAGCUGAGAAAAACCGACACCAUAAAGACGGCAAUACUGAUCAUACUGCAAAGAAGAAAGGCACCCAUGGGUCACGACUUCGGAGGGAAUCAUCAUCACAACCUUUGAGGCGUUCAUUUUGGAAGCUGGACAGGAUACAGGAUAGUGUCACUGUUAGGUAUGGAGAACAUAAACGCACAACAAGACUCUCUGAGAAGAACCCACCAAAACGAAGGAUUAGAACACCCAAGUGGCUUCUGGAAGACUCAGGAACUGUUGAAAAGAACAGGGCUCCUCAGAGGAUGAAAAAGCAAUGGUUGAAGCACCAGAAACAUCAUCAAUCCGCUGUUGUAAACAGGUCAGAAAUUGACCUGGAGAAGAACACUGCAAAACACAAACCAUCAAUAGACUCUCAUUUAAAGGCAAUGGAAAUGAACAAGCACCAGAGAGGAUUUUCUGUUUGUCCUAGACCAGAUCCUCCCCCUCAAGUCAUUCUUGAGCUGUCCUUACCAGACAAUGAGCUGAUGGGCACAUUUAAUGAAGAUUCUUGUAACAGACUGAGAGGAUUGCCUCAAGUGCUUCUUUACAAACCUACAGUGAAGCUUUCCACCACAUUGCAACCUGUGAAGGCUGUACAUCGCAAAGAGGUUAUCCUUAGAGCACGGGAUGUACCAAUGUUUGUACAACAGUUGCACUGUUAUGCUCGGCGGCAGAAAGGAAAAGGGAACGGAUUGAAUGUCCAUGGCUCGGUAUCAACUAUCACACGCUCCUCUGUACAGGGAUGUCCUCCUAAAGAUCCACCAAAACACCGCUAUAAAAAACACGAGUUAAAAAGUAGAACUGCCUCCCGGAAAAUAACAGGAGCUCAGUCUACAAAUGCUAUCUCACGGAAGACAUCUGCUGUAAAAGAGCUCUCUGUAAAGUCUGCUGUUGUAAUGAAUGCUACUGUUGCUUCACUGACACUAGCAGGUGCCAAAGUGACAAACUCUUCAGUGUUGGAUGAGGUCCCUCAACCUCCUAGCAAAGAAAAAGGCUUGCAAGCCAUAACUUCAGCAAGAGGGUUCCAUGAACAGUCUCCUGCAGAAGUUAAUGCAUCACAAACAUCAGCAAAAGCUGAAGUAAUAGAAGCCCCAGUGUUAGAUACAGUACGCCACGAUCAAACCAUAGUGCCAGCAAGAAAGCUCUGUGAUGAACCGGCUGUUGAGAUGAAAGUUACCAUCGCCUCACAAACGUCUGCAGCUAAAGUGUCACAUUCACCAGCUUUAGAGAAGGUCUGUAAAGCUCAAAGUGAACAAGGUCUUUCAGUAAUCACCGUGUCAGCUGAGAUUUCACAAACCACAGCUGCAAACAGCAAUCAAAAGAAGAACACUGAUGAAAUUCCCUCAGUCUGUAAGGCAGCCAACAAUUCAGACACUGGCGUUGCAGAUUUCGUGACCUCCCAGUCCCAGGAUGUUCUUGGAGAUGGAGAAGAAAAACAGAAGUCGGAUUCCUCACAGGCUGAAACUGACAAAAUCUUCCCCACAGACUCAGGACAUGCACCUUGUGAGGACACAAGCAUCCGGGGAGAUGUGGUUACUCUCAAUAAGGUAUCAGAGGCUGAUGCGCUUUAUUUGUCUUCAAACCAGGACAGUAUGAAUGGCAUAUCCUCUCUGACGUUAGUAACAGAGAUGGUUACUGAACUUGAACCUGAGGUGCUUGCUCGAGAUUUGGAGAAUGGCAAACAGCCUGCUCAGGAAAAUAGUGCUUCCAAGAAGUCUAUGGCUAGAAGUAAAGCUAAAGAACUUGACAAAACCUGGACUAUGUCUAGCUGCCUUGUACCAACACAGGAGCUUUCUGCAGUUGCUGAUGUGCAGCUCAAGGAAAGGAUGGAGGAAACGGAAGAUAAUGCUCCAGAAAUCCCUGAAAACAGUGAGGCAAUGGAAAUGCUACCAGAAUCGGAGGAAUCCAAGUUGGACUUCUGCUGCACCUUCUGUAACAAGGACUUUAAGGGCUGUCGUGUUGUUGCACAUGCCAUGUUCCAUUAUCGCAAAGAUGAGUGCAUGUUCUGUGGGACAAUGUUCAAAGAUGACCUGUUAGCCAUGAUGCACCUGUCUGAUCAUAUAGAGAAACUAAAGAGGACCAUAGCAGCUGCUAACAAAAACCAGGAAAACGGUGUCUCCGAGACCAAAGGCGUCUCCACGCCCGAAACCUCUGCCAAACACAAGACGGCAAAUAUGUCCCCUGAUUGUCGAAGUCGUGGGAGGCCGAGAAAAUCAGCUGUCUUUCCUCAAUCGGCAAGUCCUAAUGAUUCAAGCCCAACUAGAGUCAGAAAGUUGAGAUCAAAUGACAAGCCAGUGCCUGGUCAGUCAUCGCAAGAAAAGAAACAAACCACACCAUCGCAAGAAAAGAGAGAAAACACAUCAUCGCAGAAAAGGAAACGGAGCACAUCAUCACAAGAAAAGCAACAAAUAGCAUCAUCAUCAUUGCAAGAACACAAACAAAACACAUCAAAUUAUAGUGAACUUCCUGUUCAUAAAGUUAAUGGACAUGUUGGCAAAAAGAAAAAACUUCAGGAUGCGAGACCAAAUCCCAAGCAGCCAAUUAUACAGCAGGAGAUGACUCAAGAAACAACAAGAGCUGCAUCAGAGUUUCCCAAGUUGUCAGAAAACCAGGAUAGAGGGAUGAAUUCUUCUGGAUCUUCAGUUCAUGUAGAUUGUUCCACUGAAAACGGGGGAGAGGCAGAAUCUCUGCAGUUCCUGAAGGCAGCUACAAAACAAAAUGGAAAGGCUGUCAAAAAUGUGGAGCCUCAAGAGAAAGUUAGCUGUCCUGUGGAUGAAUGUGCUUGGUCCACAGACUUGGCGAAAAAUCGUGUUGCACUCCUGUACCAUGCCCUGGAGAAUCACCAUGAUGAGGUCAAACCAUUAGAACUGGCGUUUCGUGUCAGUAACAGCAAAUGUGCGAUAUGCAUGAGGGUUUUGUGGAGUUUUGAACACUUUCUGCACCACGUUGAGAGACACAAGAUGGUUCCUCGGCAUCCGUGCCUUCAUCAAGGCUGCACAGCCAGAUUCAAAACUGGGAUAGAGAUGAGACGUCACACCAGGAAACACAGUCCACUGCAGGCAGUGUGCUGUCUUCCUGGUUGUUCUCAACUAUUUAUAUGUCUCUGGGCACUCAACCUACAUGAAAGAGAGCACUACGCUUCCAAACCCACUAAACCAAACAAGAUCACAAGUGAGCAAAAAGGGGACAAACACAAUAAUGUGGGAUUGGGGAAGAAACAGGAUAAUGAGUCAAAAGAUGGUGCUCUGAAGACUGCUGUAAAUAAGACUUUGAGUUUAAAGGUUGCUCGUAAAUUGAGGAGACACACAAAACGUAACCUGUCAAGGAAACACGUUAAGGCUCUGCCCAGAAUUCGAGCAUCUGUGCUGAGACGAGAGCUGAAAAGAAGAAAUGAAAGCAACGAUUCAAAUGUCCUACAAAAUCUUUCCAACAAAGAUUCAGAACAGCCUUCUUUUCCUCAUCUGAGAUUGAGGCAAUCAUUAAGAAAAGUGACAAAUACAACAACGGGAGCUCCCAGAACCCACACAGGCAUCUCGUCAUCAUUAAGACGCAACAGCAAAUUAAAGCACAGGUUAAAGAAAAAACAAGUGAAUGUGAACUCGGAAUGUCCGAAGAGAAGAGGCCGUCCUCCGAAAUCAAGGAACUCUGUGCCUGAUGAAAACACUUCAACCAGUCAAAAUAAUGAAACUAACAAAGAAAAAUCUCUUUUGCAAAAGGAUCCUCAGAGUUCAUGCCCAUCCAAAACAGAAACAACCUCAAAUGUGAACGAUGGACAGCAAGAGGUCGUCAAAGCUACAGAAAAAUCUGAAGAUAAAUCCAAGAGCAACAAAUCAGUCCUCAAUCAACUAAGGAAACUUGUUAAACAAAAAAUGGGUUCACGUAAUAAAUCCACAACUGUUGAGCCAUCUGCCUCAGUAAGCAAAACCCAGACUUUAACCACUGAGAAAGGGCACAAGACGAAAAAGUCCUCCACUCAAGAAAAGGCUUUAAAGAAAGAAAAGGUUUCAAAGAGCAAAGUGAGCACAAAGGCGGGGAAGAAAAAAUGUCCCCUGAAGGAACUAGAGUCUGCAUCAGAAAAGCCAGCAGAGGCAUUAUCUGUGGCAUCGCAGGUCGAUGCUAAAGCUGUUGUGUUAGAAAGCUCUGCUGAUGAGAAUGGAAACACAAAGGCGGAAAACACAGAGUCGGCACAAAAUGACACGAGUGACCCUGGUUUAAAUGAGGCAAGUGCACCUCCCAUUGCGCCGGAAGCGGAAGAACAGAAGGAACCCAAGCAGGACAAAUUAAAGAAAUCACUCACUGUUAAAAAGGAGAGGAAGAAGAAAUCCGAUUCUUCAGAAUUGGGUAAAGGAAAAAAGAAGCAGAAAGAUGCAAGUAAUAAAACGACAGUCAAGAAGCCUGCCUUGAAAAAGAUGAAGAAGCCAAAAUGUGAAGUACAACAACCGGAUGCGGCCAAAGCAGCAGCACAGGUACAGAGUAAUACUGAUGUCAAAGAGAGAGUUAAGGAUGAACCACCUACCACCUCUGGUCCCUCCAUCUCUGUUGAUUCCAGCAGCUCCACUGAAAAGACAUGUCCCCCCACUGCCACUGAAGACAACACACAGAUGCUAACAACAGAUCAAAUAAAAGUAAAGAAAUCACGGAAGAUGAAAACAGAUAAAAUAAAAGUAAAGAAAUCUAAGGAAGCAAAGGAGUCUGACCCAAACAAAAAAACCAAGAAACGCAAGAGUGAUCAUGCGGAUGGUGACACUAAGAAUGUGAAGAAGAGAAAACGCAAAGAAAUUCCGUCAGCUUCUGAGGAGCCUGCCAAGUCAGAACCCGAAAUCCAACCACUCACUGAGGUCAAGGAGGACGCUGAGACGAGUUCUGCAUGUGAACAGAGGAAGACUCAAGAGGAGGUGAAUUUGAAAAUUCCACUUGUCAAAACUUCAGUGAGCACGGUAGCCCUCUCCCUGUACAGCAAGAAGCCCUUCAUGCGUCCGCCGCCGACGGCUUACCUCGACGAGAAGUUCACCACCAUGCCCAAACGGAGAAAGGAGAUGUUUUUCCAGCCGUCUCGGAUAAAUCCACCUCCUGAGAUAGCGACGCCGCAGCGGCAACGCUGUGCCACUUGUUUUGCCACUUUUACCAGUAACGAGGAUCUACAGAAACAUCUGCAGCUGCAGAAGUGCUCAAAACUCUUUGGGUUCGACUCUGAUGAUGAGGGCAACAGUUGAGCAGGUCUGCUUCACUCGGCUUGGAUUAUUUUGCAGUGGACCUGCACAAAAGCCCCUCAAUGCAUUGUACCUCAAAUUCCUCUUGAUUGCUUUCUUGAGAAUUGCUGAUUAUCAUGGGCAGGAUCGCAGCAGGAAGUUGACGACAAUAAUGGCUUCCCUGACUUUAGCUGCUGCAUGUGACUGUAAUGCUAGGCAGGGGAGCGGCCAGUACACGGUUUAAAAACAAAGACUACUGAACUGAUCCCCAGUCAGACUGUCGAGACAGACAGCUAGUACUGAAGUGCCUGCUCUGGAACUACCGUGCUGUUUCCAGCAGCUGCGACUGGUGUGGACAUUUAAGCGUCAUGGCUUAAAGUCUGGACUCUGGAAAGCUGUGAAGAAAAACAAAAACUUACGCUGAUGACGGAAGGCUGCUCCUGCUGUCACUAGGAUACAUUCUUUUUCUCACCAGUAAGCCAUAAAUGACACAUUUGCUUUUUGCACUCACCAUAAAAUGUUUGUUUCUGCUUUGAUUCUUAAGCAGAUUUCACAAUGGAAGAAGCAUGAAAGUUUCAUGUCUUUAACUUGCUAAGGCUGCAAGUAGUAUUUUUUUUUUUUUUUAUGUAUAAUUCCUGUUUGAAUAUACAUGGUAUUUCUUCCAUCAUUAAUGACCAGCAGGGGUCAGUGUGCACCAAUUCCAAGCUCCUCAUCACAUUGAGAAAGUUCCCUUUUACUAAACAAUAAGGAUGUUGCUCUGCUGCUUUCAUCGCUGUAUAGUCUCAACAAAUGCUUUGACUUCCAGUCACGUUCAGUCACUGGUUUUCAUUUAGCAAUAACAGCUACAGACCAUUUAAUGAGCCAGUAUCCCACUCAAAUUCUCUCACUUCCCAUGUUCAUGUCUUUUAGUCGCCAUCUAAUGUUCCUGCUUCUGUGAUUAUGUUCUCACUUAAAUCUCAAUAUUUCUUUUUGCAUUUUUUUCUCUUUUUUUAAUCUUGAGUGAAUUAUCCAAGACCAUGGAAACAUUGUGAUUUCUCUUGAUUUCUCAAGGGUGAAUGUUUUCCUUCAGAGAGGAACAGGGAUUUUUAAGUGUUACUUGGAGCAGCAGCAGGUUAUAUUUAUUUGUUUUAUUUUCUAUCUUUUGUAAAUAUUUGAAGAAUUUCAAUGGCUUAUAAAAAAAAAAGAAAUGGGAGGGGUUGUUGCCGCUGGGUUUAUAUUUUGUUCUUGAAGAUAAAUAAAACUUAUUUCAAAUUGUAA